UGCUGUAACCGCCGUGAACAGUAUAUCUCCCCAUGGGCUAACUCUGCGUAGCUAGGACCGGGUUUCGACGGCUAAAGUAUGUCAUCGGGCUAUGAUACCCUGAUGGACAUUUUUUGCAUAACCGGGGGUGGGUUAGGCUGGGCUGGACCUUGAUGAGCAAAAACGGCAGACAUGACAAAGAAUCCAAAGGCAUGACAGAGACCAGAAAAAAAAAAAAAAAAACUCCGGUCCGUUCAAGCACCGUUCUUGGCUGCCUGCGCUUAUUGGCUGAGUCGGGUUGGGCGGGAAUGGUGGACAAGGUGAUGACCUCCCUAGGAGAUAUCAGAUCAGAGCGUAAGCACAGAGAUUGCAGUGGCCUGAGCGUGAGGCUUGUUUGUGGAGGCAGCUCUAGUGAGGGGACUGAGCAGGGGGAAUUGGGAUUUGUAACGGAAUCUGAAGGUUUAUGCGAUGAAUGGAGAUACAUGGUAUACUUUGCUGUAGCCUAUAGGUCUUUUGUCAUGGCCCCCUUCUUUGGAAUUCAUCUGUUGUUACAUGAGAUGUCCUACGCGAGGCAACCCAAGAACUUGGCAAGUGUAAUAAAUGAUUAGUACCUAGGCAGUCAUAUAUCCUUAGUGUGAAGCUUUUCGUGUCAUUUAUCAAGCUUAUCUAGCCACUGGGUAUUGAUCCUAGAAGGGGAAAGAUGGAUGAUCCGUAUAUACGGCGCUUCUAAUAAAAGAGGACGAUUCGCCAUACAUAGUAAUCACCACGCGGAUUCGGCGCCUG
Molecule: messenger RNA, 762 nt
Organism: Trichoderma harzianum CBS 226.95
Lineage: Eukaryota; Fungi; Ascomycota; Sordariomycetes; Hypocreales; Hypocreaceae
Exons: 1
Coding region: 153-587 (144 amino acids)
Source: RefSeq, a predicted model, not a curated record